AUGGCAGAAGCCCACCCUCAACUGAGGCAGAACUGCCACCCUGAUUGCAAGGAUGCUGUCAACAUGCACAUCAAGCUGCAGCUCUAUGCCUCCGAUGCCUACCUGUCCACGGCCUUAGACUGCAACUGUGAUGACAUGGCCCUGGGGAACUUAAAGCGCUUCUUCCUGAGGAAGUCACACAAGCAGAGGGCCAGUACCGAGAUGUUCCUGUUCCUGCAGAAUCAGUGGGGUGGCCAAAGUGUGUUCCAUCAGAUUUUGAGACCAGACAGGGACAAUUGGAGUGGUGGCCUGCGGGUCAUGGAAAGUGCCUUCAACCUGGAUAUGACCAUAAACCUAAGCCUCCUGAACCUGCAACAGCUGGCCACUGAAUAG
Molecule: messenger RNA, 372 nt
Organism: Nannospalax galili (Upper Galilee mountains blind mole rat)
Lineage: Eukaryota; Metazoa; Chordata; Mammalia; Rodentia; Spalacidae
Product: ferritin heavy polypeptide-like 17
Exons: 1
Coding region: 1-372 (123 amino acids)
Biological process (GO): intracellular iron ion homeostasis; iron ion transport
Cellular component (GO): cytoplasm
Molecular function (GO): ferric iron binding; ferrous iron binding
Source: RefSeq, a predicted model, not a curated record